This is a messenger RNA of Gossypium raimondii (Peruvian cotton), 1257 nucleotides long. RefSeq lists its product as uncharacterized. The transcript has 5 exons. Gene Ontology annotation, molecular function: nucleic acid binding. Lineage: Eukaryota; Viridiplantae; Streptophyta; Magnoliopsida; Malvales; Malvaceae. The record is from RefSeq and is a predicted model, not a curated record. The coding region runs from base 1 to 1257 and encodes 418 amino acids.
AUGUGUAUGGAUUACAGGGAUUUGAACAAGGCCAGGCCGAAAGACAAUUUCCCAUUGCUUCACAUUGACAUUUUGGUGGAUAAUACAGUAGGCUAUUCAUUGUUUUCCUUUAUGGACGGCUUCUCUAGAUACAAUCAGUUAAAGAUGCAUCCCAAAGAUGUGGGAAAGACUACAUUCAUCACCUUGUCAGGAACAUUUUGCUAUAAAGUGAUCUCGUUCGGAUUAAAGAAUACGAGAAUAACGUAUCAAAGAGCCAUGGUAACCUUGUUUCAUGACAUGAUACACAAGGAAAUCGAGGUUUAUGUUGAUGAUAUGAUCACAAAAUCCAGAACAGAAGAGGAACAUGUGCAGGUCCUAAGAAAAUUGUUCUUAAGACUGAGAAAGUUCCAACUCAAGCUUAAUCCAACGAAAUGCACUUUUGGAGCCAGGUCAGGAAAGUUGUUGGGCUUCGUAGUUAGUGGAAAAGGAAUAGAGAUCGAUCCAGAUAAAGUCAAGGUGAUACGAGAUUUAUCUCCACCACGCACUCAGAAGGAAGUUCGAGUUUAUGUAAGCCAGAAGGCCGUGAAAGGGAGUGCAAUAGCAGAUUUUCUAGCUAGCAGUGCCUUGGAGGAUUACGAGCCUUUGAAUUUUGAUUUCCCGAAUGAGGACUUGAUGUAUGUGGCAACCACUAAAGAGGAUUCCCAAAUGGAUCGCAGUUGGAAGUUAAACUUUGACAGAGCUUCAAAUACUGUGGGCAAUGAAAUUGGGGCAGUUUUAGUAUCCCCAAGCGGAGAUCAUUAUCCUCAACUCAAAGGGGAAUGGGAAAUGAGAGAUCCCAAAUUAAUUAGUUAUCGAAAGCUGGUUCUCGAGUUGAUUGAUAAGUUUGAUGACAUCACUUUUUGUUAUCUUCCACGAGAUGAAAACCAUAUGGCUGAUGCAUUGGCUACUCUAGCUUCUAUGAUCAAAGUAAUGGAGAAUGACAAGAGGACAUUGAGGAGACUAGCCAUUAACUAUGUCCUAGAUGGAGAGAUUUUAUACAAAAGGGGAAAGGAUCAAGUACUAUUGAGAUGCGUGGACACUAUGGAGGCCAAGAAAGUCCUGGGGGAAGUCCAUGAAGGUAUCUGCGGAAUGCAUGCCAACGGUUUCAUAAUCGCUAGACAGAUUAUGAGAUUCAGAAAAGAGGGCAAGAGAUUUACCUGUGUGAGCGCGUUGUUGGAGUCCUCCUUCACUUCGUCUAAAUCGGGGUGGAAAGGGGGAUUCUGGGUUUCGAAACGGUGA